AUGGUAAAGAUGAAGAGAAAGAGAGCUAUAUUACCAGAUACUGAUGAUGAUGAUAAUAAUACAUUUAUAAAUAAUAGUGAUUAUGACAACUACAAAGAAGAAGUGGAAGAAUCCAUAUCAAUUGACCCGGUGCAACAUAAUAAUGAUAAUACAACAACAGAUUUCAUAAAUGAAGAUGAUAGUGUUAUACUAGAUCCAGAUAACAAUAGGGAAACUAUAUUACAAGACCAAGAUGAAGAAUUAGAAGAUACUACUAUUGAAACUAUAAAUAUCAAGAAAGAACCACGUCAGGAAACUCCAACUCAAAUCGAUCAGUCACCAUUUAAACAACCAAUAUUAACUCCUACUCAAAUUGAUCAACCAGAAAUUAAAAAACAAGAUUUAGAUGAUGAAGAAAAUCCAUUUAGAGUUAGUCAAAAACCAAAUUUAAAUCAUGAAGAAACUCUGACUCAAACUGACGACUCCCUAAUUAAAAAUCCAAUAUUAAAACAUGAUGUAACACAACCUAUUCAAUCACCAACUAAAAAAGGAACUCCAUCUCAAUCACCAAUUAAAAAACCAAUAUUGCAUCAUAUACCACUCAAUGAUCAUAUUGAAAAAUCACCAUCAAGAUCAAAUUCAGAUUAUUCUAUUAUAUCACAUUCUGAUCCAGAUACUGAAAAAUCUCAAAAUGGUAAUACAUCUUUAGUUAAUAUUGACGAUCCCGUGGUAUCAACGCCUAAAAAAACUUUACUUAAACAAGUUCAGAUACAACAAGAAUUUAACAAUGAUAUCGAAGAUAUAGGUAUUAAAAUACUGCCGAGAAAGAAAUUAUCAUUAGCUUAUGAAAUACCAAAAUCUAAAGAACCAAGAUUAGUCAUUUCACAACUUGUAUUAAUUAAUUUCAAAUCAUAUGCUGGUGUUCAAGUAAUUGGACCUUUCCAUUCUUCAUUUUCUGCAGUUGUUGGACCAAAUGGUUCUGGAAAAUCAAAUGUUAUAGAUUCAAUGUUAUUUGUAUUUGGAUUUAGAGCUUCUAAAAUGAGACAAAGUAAAUUAUCAGAAUUAAUUCAUAAUUCAGCGGGACAGAGGUUGGACUUUUGUCAAGUUGAUAUACAUUUUAAUAUGGUUCAAGAUGAUGACUUUGAAAAUCUGGAAAUUAUUUCGGGAUCGGAAUUAAUUAUAUCUAGAAAAGCAACGAAGAAUAAUUCUUCAAUGUAUUUUAUAAAUGGGAAAUCAAGUAACUAUACAGAAGUUACUAAUUUAUUGAAAGAGAAGGGUAUAGAUUUAGAUCAUAAAAGAUUCUUGAUUUUACAAGGUGAAGUUGAAUCAAUUGCUCAAAUGAAAGCUAAAGCAGAAAAGGAAAAUGAUGAUGGAUUAUUAGAAUAUCUUGAAGAUAUAAUUGGGACGACAAAAUAUAAAAAAUUAAUUGAGGAUUCAACUACUCAAAUUGAAGAAUUGAAUCAAAUAUGUAUGGAAAAAUCAAAUAGAUUUGAAUUCGUUGAAAAAGAUAAAGAUCAAUUAGAAGAAAAGAAAAUGGAAGCAUUAAGGUUUUUAGAAUUAGAAAAGAAAUUAGUAAAUGCUAGAUCUGUUCAAUAUCAGGUUAAAAUACAUGAAUGUAAAUUAAGAACCACGGAAAAGCAAAAGCAAAUGGAUGAUUUUAAAUCUGAAUUACAAGAAAAUAGAGAAACUAACAAAGAAAUCCUAGAUGGUAUUGAAGCUGAAUAUCAAAAACAAAAAGAAAUUGAAUCUGCAGUUAAACUAUUAGUCAAUGAAAUUGAAAAUAUAAGUAAGAGAAGAAAAGAUACAAGUAAAAAAGGAGUUUCAAUUGAUGAAAAAAUCAAGAAUAUAAAUAACAAACUUAAAAAAAUUCAAAAAUUAUUAGAAUCAUCAAAACAUGAAGUUUCAAGUUCAUCUCAAAAACAUUCAAAUUAUACAGAAGCUUCAAAUCAAUUUAGAACUGAAGUUGAAAAUUUAAAUCAACAAUUAGAAAUUGAAGAAUCAAAAUUAGAUGAAAUUAGACAAAGUUUAACUAGUAUAACUUCUGAGUUUACUAAAGAAAUUGAAUCAUUACAAUCACAAUUAUCCCCCUGGCAUUCUCAAUUGAUUGAAAAAGAAAAUGCUAUUAAAUUAACAGAAUCAAAUAUUCAAAUAAUUACAACCCAAAUGAAUUCAACUAAAAAACAACUUGAUGGACAUCGUGAAAGAUUAGCAAAUAUUAAAAAAGAAGGUAAAGAAAAAGAAAAUGAAUUAAGAGAAACUGAAGAAAAGUUAACUCAGAUAAAUCAACAAUUAUCACUUGGUGAAGAACAAGUUAAUACUCAAAAACAAAUUAUAGAUAAACUGAGAUCUCAAUUAAAUGAUUAUAGACAAAAAGUAUCAGAAGCGAAAAACUCAGUUUUCAAUUCACAAAAUAAAUCUCAAGUCCUAACUUCAUUAUUAAGAUUAAGUCAAACAGGUAGAAUUGAAGGAUUUUAUGGUCGAUUAGGUGAUUUAGGCUCAAUAGAUGAAAAAUAUGAUAUUGCAAUUUCAACAGCUGCUCCUGGAUUAGAUUCAAUGGUUGUUGAAACUGUUGAAACAGCUCAAGCAUGUAUUGAAUACCUUCGAAAGAAUAAAUUGGGAUACGCAAAUUUUAUAUGUUUAAACAAGUUGAGAAAGUUUAAUUUAUCUCCAAUUCAAACACCAGGUGAUCCAUCAAGAGUUAAACGAUUAUUUGAUUUAAUUACACCAACAAAUGAAAAAUUUUUACCUGCGUUCUAUUCAAAAAUGUAUAAUACGUUAGUCGCACCUGAUUUAAAUGAAGCUAAACGAGUUGCAUUUGGAGUUAAAAGAUGGAAAGUUGUAACUUUAGAUGGUAAAGUUGUUGAUACGAGUGGGACUAUGUCUGGUGGUGGUUCAAGACAAAGUAGAGGAAUAAUGAGAUUAAAUAAUUCAGCAAAUGUGAAUCAUGAAAUUACUGAAAAAGAAUUAGAUGAAAUGGAUAAAAAACUACAAUCAAUGGAGAAUAAAUUUGUGAGGGCAAAUAAUGAAUAUGAAGAAUCUGCAUCAAUGUUGAAAAAGCUACAAGCAUUAAAACCAGAAACUGAAUUUUCAUUAGAUAGAUUAAAAUUAGAUAUUAAUUCAUUAGCUUCAGAAAAGUCAGAAGUUUCGCAAGUUUGUAAAAAUUUAAUUGCUGAACAAGCUAAAAUUGAAGAAGAUAAUCCAUUUGAAAAACAAAUAAAUGAUAAAACACAAGAACUUGAACAAUUGAAACAAGAAAGGAAACAUAUUAAAUCAGAAAUGAAAGGUUAUGAAUUACAAAUAGCUAAAUUUGAACAAAAGAUUAUGGAUGCAGGCGGUGUUGAAUUAAAAAUUCAAAAUUCAAAAGUUGAUUCAAUAAAGCAACAGAUUUCAAUAAUCCAUGAAAAGACAAAGGGUGACAGAAUGACAAUUAAAAAACUUGAAAAUGAAAUAAAACGACAUGAAAAAAUUAUAGAAACUUCAUUAACUGAACAGAAGGAAGCAGAAGAUGAAUUAGAAUUAAUUACUGAAUCACAGAAUGAAAUAACAAAAACCUUAGAAACCUAUGAUAAGAAAUUAAAGGAGUUGGAUCAAGUCAAAGAAGAAAAGAAUAUUGAAUUAGAAUCACUCAAGUCUGAAUUAGAUGAAAAACAAGAAUUAAUUAAUAAAUUUAAAUCAUUUGAAAUUGAAAUAAGUAACAAAAUAGAGAAACUCGAUAUGUCACUUAGGAAACUUCGAUCAAUAAUAGACCAGAAUGAAAAGUCAUUAAAUAGUAUAAUUAUUCGAGACACAACUCCAUAUAUAUAUUGGUUAGAUGAAUCAGAACAAUCAAAAUAUAAUAGUUCACAAAUUGUUCAAUUAUCAGAAGAACAAAUUAAUAAUUCAGAUUUAGAUUCAAUAAAUUCCGAAAUUGAAGAAUUGGAAAAUUAUAUGAAACAUGUAAGAAUAGACAUAGAAAUUUUAAAAGAUUACGGAGUCAAGAUAGUUGAAUAUAAUGAAAGAAAAACAGACUUGAACACAGCUGUCGAACAACGAGAUCUCAAAAAGGACUACUGUGAAGAUUUGAAACGGAAGAGACUUGAUGAAUUCAUGGUUGGUUUCAAUACAAUUUCAAUGACUUUAAAAGAUAUGUAUCGUAUGAUAACAAUGGGAGGAAACGCAGAAUUAGAACUUGUCGACAGUUUAGAUCCAUUUUCUGAAGGUGUUGCAUUUUCAGUCAUGCCUCCAAAGAAAUCAUGGAGAAAUAUUUCAAAUUUAUCAGGUGGUGAAAAAACAUUGAGUAGUUUAGCUUUGGUCUUUGCUUUACAUACGUAUAAACCAACUCCAUUAUAUGUAAUGGAUGAAAUUGAUGCAGCUUUGGAUUUUAGAAAUGUUUCGAUUGUGGCUAAUUAUAUUAAGGAAAGGACUAAAAAUGCUCAAUUUGUUGUGAUUUCAUUAAGGAAUAAUAUGUUUGAAUUGGCUAAACAAUUGGUUGGGAUUUAUAAGGUUAAUAAUAUGACUAGAAGUAUAUCAAUUAGAAAUGUUGAAUUACAAGAGUUUAAAAAAUUGCAAUGA
This is a messenger RNA of Insectozyma verbasci, 4530 nucleotides long. The record is from the annotation of a GenBank genome assembly. NCBI's taxonomy places the organism in Eukaryota, Fungi, Ascomycota, Pichiomycetes, Serinales, Debaryomycetaceae.